UUUCCUUAGGAAAUUAAUACUCCAAAAAUACUCCAUUUAUUGAUUCUUCGACAGCAGAGAGAGCUGUAAUGGAGAACCAAGACGACCACAGAAGCGUUCGAGUUUUAUGCCCUAAGCUCCUUCUCCAUAAGAACCAACCUGGCCUUCAAUGGCUGAUCGGAUCCCCAUUCUUCCCUCCCCUCACAAUACUAUCCACCGUCAAAUGCAUCCACUUUGAUCAUCAUUCCUCUUCCCCGGAUUACAAUCAAGAAUCAGACGAUCUUCGAACCUUGCUGCUGAAAGGAUUUGAUAUCGUUGGAGCUUUGAUUGUUAAAAAUUCCGAUAUCGAAACGAAUGCUGCCGAGGCUAUUGAUUCUGCUCGCAAGCUCAGAAAGCUUCUUUAUGGCGUUGGAGCAUUAGACAAGAAAGAAGUUCUGGGAGUUGUGGCAGAUUCAGACACUGGGGAAAUUCACUUUUUGACUUCAAAUUCGGAAAAUUCAAUGGGGAUUGAACGUGUUGAUUCUGUGGUCUAUGAGGAUUAUCCUGAGAAGUAUUUUUGGGAGAGAGGUUGCUUGCUAAGCUGUGAACUUCCUAUUCAGUUGCCACUCUACUAUCCUGUACACAACUCUUCUGAUGUGAAGAAGGUAUUCCAGCGUGCAACUGAAGGUGUUAUAGCCAAAUUAAAAGACCCAAAGAUUGCAUACAUUGUAGAAACAACAGCACAAAUUUCCGGUGAAAUACCUCAACCUGUCAUUCUGCGUGGUGGACAGUUGGACUUUAGUACAGACAUCUCAAAUUUCAGGGAAGGUGCUCAAGAUUCUGAUGCAAAGUUGAUAACAUGUUCGCAGUUCUGUUUGAAUAAUAAAUCUGACUCUUCAGUGUAUUCUACUGAGAAUGCAGAUAAAAUCCAAGUAAGCAUUCUUGUUAACAGCUCAGAAAAUACUCCAACAGUAGCUGCACCGCUUGCACAAUAUGUUCCAGUGUGCGUUUCAGCAAUUGAAGAAACCAGACUUUUGGUUGUGGAAUUUAAGCUUGAAGUGCUCAGUUAUGCGGCCAAGGAUCUUCCACUUGUGUCUGCAGUUUCGAAGUUAAUAGUUCCAGGGUUAAUUGAUCAAUUUAAUUCAAUGAAAAAUACUAUUUUGCCCGAUCUCCUAGCCAAGCAUCCUCAGUUGCAUUCUUACCACUUUAAUCCUCCGGGGCUUCUUCAUCCAGUAAAUGUUAUCUAUGAACUUAACUAUGGUGAGACAGAAAUGAAGCAAGUUGAAGUUAGGAAAGCCCUACACUUGAGGCUGGGUUUACCUCUUGAUCGUCCCCUCCUAAGAGCUGCUAAUGCUCUGAACUUUUUUACAUCUCAUGGUCUAAAGAGUGACUCAAUAAAGAAAGGUUCUACUUUGCUGAAGGAUGUACAUAUUGGAAUUCCAAGUAGUGGUGUUUCAGGAGGCACUUUAUCUCUUGUUCAAGGUUCUUACGAAUAUUACCAUUAUAUGCAUGAUGGCUUUAAUGAUUCGGGUUGGGGUUGCGCUUAUCGAUCUUUACAAACCAUCAUUUCAUGGUUCCGCCUCCAACACUACACAUCUACAGAAGUUCCUUCACAUAGGGAAAUACAGCAAUCACUUGUUGAUAUUGGUGACAAAGAUCCUAAUUUUGUCGGGUCACGUGAAUGGAUAGGUGCCAUUGAGCUGAGUUUUGUUUUGGACAAACUGUUGGGUGUCGGUUGCAAAAUCAUAAAUGUAAGAUCUGGAGCUGAGCUACCUGAGAAAUGUCGGGAGCUGGCUUUGCACUUUGAGAAUCAAGGAACCCCAAUUAUGAUUGGUGGUGGAGUACUUGCGUAUACCCUUCUAGGGGUCGAUUACAAUGAAGUUAGCGGAGAUUGUGCAUUUCUUAUACUCGAUCCUCACUAUACGGGCAAUGACGAGCGCAAGAAAAUCAUAAGUGGGGGGUGGUGUGGGUGGAAAAAGGCCGUUGAUAGUAAGGGGAAGAAUUUCUUCUUACAUGAUAAGUUUUAUAAUCUUUUGCUGCCACAAAGGCCUAACAUGGUUUGAUUUUGAAUCUUUGAUUAGUCUGUAUUAGACCAGUUCAGAAUAGAGAAAGUGACUCCUCUUAACUUCAACGUGUUCAAAUGUAAAACAGACUUCAUUCAUUAAUUUAUUUUUGCAGCAACACCAGGAUAAAACUGAAUCAAAGAUGAAAUAAAAUAAAAGGUCUUUACUUUU
Messenger RNA from Cannabis sativa, 2192 nucleotides. RefSeq names its product probable Ufm1-specific protease. The transcript is spliced from 13 exons. The record is from RefSeq and is a predicted model, not a curated record. The coding region runs from base 69 to 2021 and encodes 650 amino acids. NCBI's taxonomy places the organism in Eukaryota, Viridiplantae, Streptophyta, Magnoliopsida, Rosales, Cannabaceae.